Enterobius vermicularis (human pinworm) is the source of this 216-nucleotide messenger RNA. The record is from the annotation of a GenBank genome assembly. NCBI's taxonomy places the organism in Eukaryota, Metazoa, Nematoda, Chromadorea, Rhabditida, Oxyuridae.
AUGAUCAGAAGCGAGGUACCCAAGCCGGGGAGCAAGAAAGAAGGAAAAGCAGGUCCAACACAGCUGCGGGGAAGCGGCCUCUGUUCGACUAAUGCUAUCACGGAGAAGGUCGGUCUGGCAGGGUUUGACCUAAAAAACCAUCAACCCCGCCCAGAUAAAGGGCGACUGUAUAACCGGGCUAGGAACGAUUGGGGAACGGGCUUAAGUUUGGAGUGA